Saccostrea echinata is the source of this 3776-nucleotide messenger RNA. RefSeq names its product thioredoxin domain-containing protein 11-like. Bases 9 to 2597 code for a protein of 862 amino acids. NCBI's taxonomy places the organism in Eukaryota, Metazoa, Mollusca, Bivalvia, Ostreida, Ostreidae. The record is from RefSeq and is a predicted model, not a curated record. The transcript is spliced from 14 exons.
UACAGUCAAUGGCGGAACCAAAACAAGAGAAGCCAAAGGGAUUACGACUCGUUGCCAUUACUGUUUUAACGUUGAUGGCGAAGCAUCCAGAGCUAUGUUUCGGAAUAUUUGUGAUUAUCACUUCCAUAAUUUCUAAUUACAGUUCAAGUGUCCUUGAAAAAAAUGUAUUACAUCCACCAAAACACCCCAAACCAUUUUUCCCUCCUGGUUCAUCAGUUCUGGAUUACCCCUGGGGUGACUUAAUGCCAGUGGCAGACCUUUUAAUGAAGAGAGAACUGCUUGUUGUCCUGUAUUAUGCUCCCUGGUGUGACGAGUCCAUGCGAGCAAGAGCAGAGUACUCAAAAGCAGCCAGGUUCCUGCAGGACAAAGUGCUGUUUGUAGCUAUUAACUGUUGGUGGCCUCAAGGAGCAUGCAAGACCAACUACAAGUUCCAUAGAUUCCCAGAGAUCUUUGUAUAUCACACCACCAUUGAUGGAAUUCGUUACUCAGGCCCUAUAUUAGCAGAAUACAUAAUCCGUUUUGUGGAAGAACUUAUGUAUCCCCUGACCUUUCUGUACUCAGAAGAUAUGAUUUUGAAUUUUGUUUCAAAACAAGAUAAUUCAAUCAUUGGAUUUUUUGAAUUCAAUUCAUCACCACAGCCACCUGGAUUUAUUCAGUUUUUCUAUGCUGCAAUAAGAUUAAUGGAAAAAAACCCACUCCAGCCAAUUAGAUGUGGUGUAAUAACCCAGCAGUACUUGGCAGAUGAGCUUGGUUUGACAGAUAAAGAGGAGAUUAUCAUGAUCAGGACCUUCAAUGAAUCACUGUUGUAUCCAAGGACCAGUAAUCUGACAAGUUCCAAUAUUUGGAAGUGGGCACUUCUUCACAAAGAGCAGCCUAUUGUCCAGUGGCUGAAUUUGCCUGGACACAAAAGUCUAGAGCUGUCCACAGCCAUUGAUAAGAGACCAGCUUUAUUGGUGUUUGCUCCUGUUAAUCAUGUACACCCUACCAACUACUACCUGAAUAUGGUGAGGGAAGUAGGCCUGCUGUACCAUUAUUGUCAUGAGGUACCCUACCUGGAGUUCUUUCUACGACAGAGUAUGAGGGACAGAGCCCAUGUUUUCCAGAGUUACGCAGACCAACAGAAACUCUGUAAAAACUUCUACGAGGUCCAGGAAAAGCAGUUUUCUUAUCCUGACAGGAACUGUUGUGUGUCACUUGUAGGAGCAGACAACAACCUACAUAAUUCCAAGAAAAUUUGUGAUUUCUGCCGAUACAUGGAGAAAAAAUUGACUCCAGCUUUGCCCCAGUCUUGUAACCUGGGGCCAUCUUUGUUGUUUGCAGAGGAUGCAGUGUUUGGUAGCCGCAUCCAGGCGCCAUUCUGUUUAGAUGCUUUAGAUAAUUAUAAUACCAACGAAUACAGAACAUUGUGUUGCAGAGAAUGCAAAAUAGAUAUAUCUUAUAAAUCGUGUGCUUCCAUUUCAUCAAGAAGAAGCAAUGACAAUUUUGUUCGCCAAAGUAAAUCCUCACUGAAGAAAAAUAUAUGCAGGAAAUUGACUCUGCAAAAGACUCAGAAUUUAUUAAAGCCAAGCCAGUUUAUCCGAGACUUUGAGGCCAGUUUUAUCCCUGUGAAUUUUACUGGUUCUGCUUGCAGGACAAACAGAACCUUAAGUCUGUAUUUCUUAGACACGUCAUUAAAUUCAGCUUUAUUAGAGAAACUAAAUGUUCUCAGAUCUGUUGCAAUACAGAAGCCUUUUGUGAUAAUUAUUGAUAAAAAGAAUGAAGCUAAUUUUAUUCUCAGGGAAUCUUUCUCUAGAAAAAACUUAGCAAAUUUUAUUCAGAAUUAUACAGAGAGUGCAUUAGAGCGCCACCUGCGUUCAGAAAGUCCCAAGCAGUCCUGUGAUACGAGGUCACAUGAUGAUAUUUGUGUACAGGAAGUCACUUCUCAGACAUUCCAUUCUGUAGUCAUGCAGCAAGAAAAAGAUGUUGUAUUAUUGAUCACAGCCAAGUGGUGUGGAUUUUGUAUAAGUUUUUCACAUAUAUAUCUCCAAUUAGCAAAAUAUUUCUCCUUAGCCAAAGACCUCCUGUUUGCAAGAAUUGAUGCAGAUAAGAACGAUCUCAGGUGGGAGUUUACCUUGGAUUCGUAUCCCACAAUUCUCUUCUUCCCUGCAUAUAGGAAGGAAGACAGUGUGAUAUUUCCAUCCAAUGUCUCCAGGACACUACCCAACCUGAUCAAGUUCAUUUUAUCUCAUGCCACUAGUGAAGUCAAAACGGACACAGUAGUGGACAUUUGCAGUAAAACUUGUGUCAGUCAUAACAGGAGGCAGGUCGUACGUGCCAUGACGCACCUUAGAGCGAGGAAACGCAACAUCAAGAGAAGGCUUAACCUUCUGCUUCAGAGGAGAGCUCAAGGGAGGGUUGUGGUAGAGGGGGGCCUAAGGUCCCUGUGGGUGAGGUACAGGACUGUACAAAGAAAGGUCUGGAAAGCUAGUCUUCUUCAGAAACUGUUGUUUUCUCACACACAUGAGAGACUCUCUCAGUCUGUGCUGAAGAAACACUUUGUAGACAUUCUGAAAGACAGGGACUUGAAGCAGUACCAAGUAAAACAUGAUGAAUUAUGAUUGUAUUAUUCUUAUAGGUAUAUGGUUUAGGUCAUUCAAGUACCUGGUAACUUUUUGUUCUACAUAUACAUUUACAAUAUGGAAAGUCCCUUUUAAUUGCUUUUGAUUUUGAAUGGAAUUAGAAACUGUCAGAUGAGUAGAGAUAAAAUACUACAUGCAGCUUUAUUUUCACCCCCUUUUUUAAGUAGGAUAGUGACUUCAAAUAUAAUGUAGUUAAGGUCUCAAAUUAAUGACAUAGGUAUUGAAGGAAAACUGCAAACAAAAGAAAAAAAAUUUGUUCAAAGCUCAAAAUUAAUAAAUAUGAAAUAAUUAUGCUUUUUACAGUGAUGUUAAUAUUUAGAAGUAUGUGCACUUAAGCCAUAUUUUCUUUUUGUUAAGAAAGAAGGCAAUAUUAAUGGUAUAAAGGGCUGAAUUUUAGCAAAUACAUUGUUACAAUUAAUCUGUUUUAUUUUAAAAAUAUAUGUAUAUUUUGUGAUAGUGAGUAUGUUCUAUGAUAUACAUGUAUGUGUUUAUGUAUUCAUUUUGUUCACUAUGUGCUAAUGCUCUAGACUUUUUAAAUAUUGUGAAAUUGUUUGUGUUUGUAAAAGGUGUAUCAAUGUAUUCAAACAAAAAAUGCCAUUUACAGUGUGGCACUGAUAGUGAGGUACUAUAUAAUUUUCCACAUCCAUUUAUUGCCAACAAUAUCUUAUUUUUAGCUCACCUCUACAAAGUUUGGGUAGCUAAUGUAAUACCUUUGGUGUCUGCUUCAGUGUCCCAGGUUAAACUUUUUUGGAGCAGAUUUCUUUCCAAGAACUUCUAUACCCUAUGUUGAUCAGAGAUGCAUGGAGGAUGCAUUUAGCAUGUUUUAUUGUAUCAAUCAGGUUUUGUUUUCUGCAUUUGAGCCAAAAAAAAAAUGACCCAGUUAUUGCAGCCCGGAGGACCGGGCUGCUCUAUACAUAUAAGUUUAAGUGUUGGUAUAUGGGGAUUGAGGUGGGAGAAGUUAUUCAGAAUUAAAGGUUUUCUAAACAUUAAAAAGAUUGUUAAUCAGAAUGUUCUUUCCCUUUAUAAAUUACGAGAUACACAAUAUAUUUACUUCCAUAAAGUGAAUCUGUAAAAAUAUAUAUGUUUUUCAUAUUUAAUAUAUAAAGUUGCUUAUCAUUUACUAUCGAAAAAACGACAGGUUCCUUUUUUUAGAACAUC